UUUAUAUUUUGAGUAAUUCUAGCUCCUAAGUUCACCUAGACUCCGUCCUUAAUCCUAACAAGUGGCAUCAGAGCUGUAUUAAGGACGUUGAGAGGAGUCUACAGAAGUGUGAAGACCCUUCUAGACCCACCAUGGCCUGUGGGUGUGCCUAAGUGGUGUUCUAAAGCAUUGGGGGUUAUGUGUGCUUGCUAGGAGGUGGUGCUGUGAGCUGGCGCAGCAAGAAGCAGAAUGAGGUGGGAUUGUCCUCAUGUGAGACUGAGUACAUGGCCUUACACCAUGGGGCCAAGGAAGUAGUGUGGCUAAGGCGUUUGUUGGAGGAGUUGGGAGUUGGUCAGGAGGAGCCGACAGUUGUGUUUUGUGACAAUGAGUCCGCUGUGAAGCUCGCCAAGAAUGCUUGUCUGCAUGGGCUGACAAAACACAUAAGGCCUAAGUGGCAUUGGGUGAGGAGACUCCUUGAUAAGGAGGUGCGGCUGGAGAUAGUGAAGACCCAUCAGCAGGCAGCAGAUAUUUUCACCAAGCGUCUGGCGGAGGCGGAUCAUUGGAAGGGCAUGAAGCUUGCUGGGAUGAAUUCUUGAACUUUGAUUGAACCUUUGAGAUUGAGUU
Closterium sp. NIES-67 is the source of this 603-nucleotide messenger RNA. The record is from the annotation of a GenBank genome assembly. Lineage: Eukaryota; Viridiplantae; Streptophyta; Zygnematophyceae; Desmidiales; Closteriaceae.